Gadus morhua (Atlantic cod) is the source of this 1116-nucleotide messenger RNA. Its product is annotated as THAP domain-containing protein 4-like. Bases 262 to 780 code for a protein of 172 amino acids. The transcript has 5 exons. NCBI's taxonomy places the organism in Eukaryota, Metazoa, Chordata, Actinopteri, Gadiformes, Gadidae. The record is from RefSeq and is a predicted model, not a curated record.
AACUUUUUAUGGUCAUGACUACCUUCAUGAACGACUGGCUUGAUUCCAGGCUUAAAACUCUUUAUGUAACGAUUUUACGAGAAGUCAAGGGGGAAAACGUAUGGGAAGUUUACUUCCGGAACUAGAUUUGUUCAAAAAGGGGGCGGUCACUGUUGCGCUCUAUAAAAGCACGGGUUGACUGACUCCAGACGAGUCGAAGUCGGAAGUAUUUGAUCUUCAUUGAUUUUCUGCGUCAGUGCUCCUACCUGCUCCACCUUAUCGAUGGCUUCAUUGGUGUGCCCGUUCUACCAGCCCGCUAAACUGGACAAAGCCGUCUCUUCUCUGGAUUGGCUCCUGGGUAACUGGGAAUCAGUCGAGCCCGGAAAGGGGUCCUACCCCAGCCUGAAGGACUUCCGCUACACGGAGGAUCUUCACUUCGCCCAAAUGGGACAGCCCAUCAUCAACUUUAUGUUCAAUGCCUCCGAUGCAGAGACGAAGAAGAUACUUCACCGGGAGUGUGGCUUCAUCCAAAUGCAGACAGGCACCAACCGAGUGGCGUUCAUCAUCGCACAGAACUCUGGACUGGUGGAGGUUGAGGAGGGGGAGCUGGUGGGAAAGAAGCUGAGCCUACAUACACAAGCUCUGGCCAGGCCAUCGUUUGCCAAGGAGCCCCACGUCAAGGAGGUCUCCAGAGUGUUCCAGCUCCAACCAGACGGGAAGCUGGAGCAGACGCUUUCCAUGUCAACGGACAAGCAGCCAAUGACGCAGCAUCUGCACAUCACCUACAGUCGCUUGGCUUGAAGCAGAUUGGUUCUAAAAGGAACGCCGCCUUUUAGAACCAAAGUGGCCAAUAAUGGAAGAUCAUGCAACAUUAUUCCAACCUCAAAACGUUGCUUUGCACAUUUGUUUAUGGUCAUGACCAGGGAUUAAGGAGAACAGUUCAUGCACCAUUGGAUGGUUUGUUGUUCAUGUAUAAACAUGUUUCAAGACUUCAAUUCAUUUUGCAUGUAAAUUGCAUUUCGCUGUUCCCUUGGCUGCCAUACGGUUCAACACGUGAACAGAAUGUAUUUAAAGUAGUGUUUUGAAUUUCUAUGGUUUGGUGUUCUUUGCAAUCAAAUAAAAUAUUUGCUCAACACC